ACGUGAUUGUUUAUCAACCACACUGUGGCGCAGGAGAGCAAGCGAGCGCAUGCGCACUGUGCUCAGCCGGACUCUCCGCUCCUCCUCGCGCAGCUGCUACACCGGUCUGCAGACAUGGCCAACGUCGCAGACACUAAACUCUACGACAUCCUCGGAGUAUCUCCGUCAGCCACCGAGAACGAGCUCAAAAAGGCAUACCGGAAAUUAGCGAAAGAGUACCACCCCGAUAAAAACCCUAAUGCAGGUGACAAGUUUAAGGAGAUCAGUUUUGCAUACGAGGUACUGACUAACCCGGAGAAGAAGGACUUGUAUGACCGGUAUGGGGAACAGGGCUUGCGUGAGGGUGGCGGUGGAGGAGCCGGAAUGGAGGACAUCUUCUCUCACAUCUUUGGCGGAGGUCUGUUCGGCUUUAUGGGCAGCCAGAGCAGCAGGAGCCGGAACGGUGGCCGACGGAGAGGGGAGGACAUGAUACAUCCACUGAAAGUGUCUUUGGAAGAUCUGUACAAUGGAAAAACUACCAAACUACAGCUAAGCAAGAACGUACUCUGCAGUGCCUGCAGUGGUCAAGGGGGUAAAACGGGGGCCGUGCAGAAGUGUGCCACAUGUCGGGGCCGCGGCAUGCGGAUCAUGAUCAGACAGCUGGCUCCUGGCAUGGUACAGCAGAUGCAGUCUGUGUGCACCGACUGCAAUGGAGAGGGGGAAGUGAUCCACGAGAAAGACCGCUGUAAAGAGUGUGAGGGCCGUAAAGUGUGUAAAGAGGUAAAGGUCUUGGAGGUGCAUGUGGAUAAAGGAAUGAAACACGGACAGAAGAUCACAUUCAGCGGAGAGGCGGACCAGUCGCCCAACACAGAGCCUGGAGACAUUAUACUGGUGCUGCAGGAGAAAGAUCAUGAGGAGUUCCGUCGUGAUGGAAACGAUCUGCACAUGUCCCACAGGAUUGGUCUGGUGGAGGCGCUGUGUGGAUUUCAGUUCAUGCUCACGCACCUUGACGGACGACAUCUCGUCAUCAAAUAUCCCCCUGGCAAAGUCAUAGAGCCAGGUUCUAUAAGGGUCAUCCGAGGGGAAGGAAUGCCUCAGUACAGAAACCCCUUUGAGAAAGGAGAUCUGUACAUCAAGUUUGACGUCAAGUUUCCUGAGAAUGGCUGGAUCAGCACAGAGAAACUAACGGAGUUGGAGGAUCUGUUGCCGUCGCGUACAGAGGUUCCUGUCAUCUCAGCUGAUGCGGAGGAAGUUGAUCUGCAGGACUUUGACAUCAGCCAGGGAUCAUCUGGUGGUCACCGCCGUGAAGCAUACAACGACAGCUCCGACGAAGAAGGUGGUCCGCAUGGUCCGGGGGUGCAGUGCGCCCACCAGUAGUCCCAGAAUUCUUUGCAAGUUUUUUGGGGAUGUAUUACAAUUCCCUUUUGUCGGACAGAUUCAAUCUCCGCCCUCCACAUUCUUCAUAUAGUGAACCAAACACACACACUUGCAGUAUAUAUAGACAUACAUUACAUUUAUUUACUGCAAUCUUACCUACAAAUACACUCAUUCAUGCACUGUUUUAAAAGAAAAGACAAGCAUAACUAAAGGCAAAGCAAAAUAAUUUAAUUUAUUCAUUACUACUUCAUUUCCAUUGUAGACUUUCACAGUAUAUAUGCUCUCUGAAUAUAUAAAUAUCUGUCUGUGGGGAGACAGACUGUGUUGUUUAAGUUAUAAUUAACACACGCACGCACAAAGUUGUUAAAGACUGAGGCAUUGUGGAGCUUCCUGGAGUUCAAUAAAAUGUUCAAACGUGUUUCAUUAUAUACUUGCCAGUUAUUCAGGCACUGUCAGUCAUCUUGUACUGUUGUGCUGGUUUAUAUUCAAUGGCAGGACAGAAUAGCAUGCAUGUGGGCAACACACUCUCUACUGAGAUUAAUACAAAGCAAAGCAAACCAAACCCAGAAGUGUUUUAAUGUGCUUACUGUCUAUGAUAAAGGUAUAUGAGUCAUGCAACUUAUUAUUUGCCAAAGAAACACCACAGUCUUCUUAAAAGAUCAGCAGCCAAUGUGUGCAUGCAUUGUAAGCACUAUUAUAAACCUAUAGGGGGCGGCAUUUAUCAUUGGCAACUAGGGAAGUGUUUGAAACGCGAAUACAAGUUGCUAUCGUUCAAACACAGCUACUUUUGUGCUCAUACAUCAAUAAAGUGGAUGACUGUUU
Sinocyclocheilus rhinocerous is the source of this 2178-nucleotide messenger RNA. RefSeq names its product dnaJ homolog subfamily A member 2-like. Gene Ontology annotation, molecular function: ATP binding; Hsp70 protein binding. Lineage: Eukaryota; Metazoa; Chordata; Actinopteri; Cypriniformes; Cyprinidae. The record is from RefSeq and is a predicted model, not a curated record. The transcript is spliced from 9 exons. The coding region runs from base 115 to 1356 and encodes 413 amino acids. Gene Ontology annotation, biological process: response to heat; protein folding.